UUUCACAAUGAGUACUCCAUUAUUGCUGUAAACAACGCAGAGAAGUAAAUUUAAUUAGUGGAUUCAGUCACAACAUUUAUAGCUGUACAACAGCACAUCUUAAAUAUUUUCAACAAUAACAGUAACAAAGUGCUUCCAGCUGAGACUUGUCCAUGUCUCUCUUGCACUGUGCUUGCACGAAGGCACGCGUUAGCGACUCUCCCUCUGCCAACAAACCCUUCGAUAGGAGCAUCUACACGCCCCUGGGUGAUGAUCGAGGUGAUGUGACUGCCCGGUCGGAGGCAUCCUCAUCCGAUAGUUUCAGUUCCACGACCGCCAUGUUGGAGUUUGAGUCGGAUGCCUCUUCCUAUGAGCUGUACUCAGUCAUAGGCAAAGGGCAUCAGGACUCGGCCACCAUAUCACUGGCGAAGCACCUGACAUCUGGAGCGACUAUUGCCAUCAAACGUACUGACCUGGAGGCCAAUGACCUGGACCUGAAUCUACUCCAGCGGGAGAUCGUUCUGUGCAAGCAGCUGCAGCAUGAGAAGAUACUGCCGCACUACAAGAACUUCAUCCACGGGCAGGAGCUGUGGUCAAUCAUGCCUCUCAUGGCCUUCGGUUCUAGUCGUGAUCUGAUCCAUGCGUUCUUCACCAUUGGGCUUCCCGAACAAGCCAUAGCCUACGUGCUAAGAGACACACUGUUAGCACUGGAGUAUCUACACAAUCGAGGAAUUAUUCACAGGGGUAUCAAAGCUAGUCACAUUCUGAUCUCCGCGGCGGGGAAGGUGUGUUUGUCGGGGCUGCAGACGGCCAUCUUCAUGAUGCAGGAUGGCAAGAGACUGCGAGUUGUCCAUGACUACCCAGACAAUGCUAUAGAGCACCUGCAGUGGUUCAGUCCAGAAAUACUAGAACAGAAUUUAUCAGGCUAUGACACUAAGUCUGACAUCUACAGUCUGGGUGUCACAGCAUGUGAACUAGCCAAUGGACAGGCUCCCUUCACAGACAUGCCCGUCACACAGAUGCUUCUUGAAAAACUGAAUGGAACCAAGCCAAUGUUAGCAGAUUCAACAACUGUAGGGAAUUUUGUAACAGAGGAUGCCAUUUCAGAAUCUGAUGGUGCCCGAGCUGAUGAUGCCAAUAGACCUGAAAAAGUUUUUUUUGAAAGAACGUUUUCACAGCAUUUUCACAACUUUGUAUCACUAUGUUUAGAAAGAGAUGUUGAACAAAGGCCAAGUGCUGCAUUUUUACUUAAUCACCCACUGUUUAAGAAUUUGCGACGGAAAACAUCUGAGGCCUUACCAGCAUUGCUGCAUCCAGUCACACCCUUGACGGACAUCAGUAAACUACCUAAAGACAACUCGGCCAUGUCUGAUCUGACACAGCAGCUGGAGGAGGUGUCCAUGGAGGAGGACUGGUCAUUUGACUGACAGCAGUAGUCACAGCCCAUUGUCUUUGUUGACAAGAAUUGAAUUGUUAAGGAUAACUGUGUGGCCGAGAUCCUUUUUGAUGAGAACAAUAUAUUUGACUGAAGUUGUUGUCAAAGGAAACUGCAGAUUUGCAUGAGAAUCUUGUCAAAGAUAUAUGUUUGUUUGUCUCAAAUCCUUGUCAAAGAUAAAAGGUUUGCCUGAGAUUCAGUCAAAGAUAAAUAGUAGUUUACCUCACAUCCUUGUCAAAGAUAAAUGGUGGUUUGUCUGAGAUCCUUGUCAAAGAUAAAUGGGGCUUUGCCUGAUAUUCUUGUCAAAGGUAAAUGGUGGAUUGCCUGAGAUCCUUGUCAGUGAAAACUGUAGAUUUUGCCCGAGAUCCUUUCAAAAAUAUUGGUAUGUGGUGGUUUGGCUAACAUCAUUUUCAUUAAGACUGCUGAUUUAUUAAGAUCCUUGUCAAAGAUUACUGAUAGUUUAGUUGAUUUUCUUGUUGAAAAGAGCUGGAGGUUUGGCUGGUAUCCUUGUCCUGCAGCUUGAGUGAAACUCAUGCAGACCUUUGUGGAUAAUGUUUCACUGAAAUUGUGGAUGUUUGGUUGACAUCUUUGACAAUGGUAUGUAUAAGGGCUGGGACGAGUCCAAAUUUACUACCCGGGUACCCAACCCCCUAUUACCCGACCCUACCCGGGUACCCACUGUAGGUCUGAGGAGAUGUCUCAAAAUGUCGGAUUGGGAACAUUUUUAGCAUAGCCCUGGCAAAACGUAUUUAGAUACAUAUAUUAAACAAUCUGGUCAUUCAUACAGUGAAGUUGAAUUAAGACGUAUCUUUAUUCAACCAUAUGAAAAAUCAGAAGGAUGCAGAUGGGUGCAUAGUGAGAAAGAAUUGGGAACAAUAGUGACAUGUAGUGUAACCAUAGAGUUCUAGAUAAUUCAUUGUCAUUAAACAAUAUAACCAUGGGUCCGGGUCCAGGUCCGGGUCCGGGUAGUCCUGUGGGGACCCAGGACCUACUCAGUACCCACCCGACCUGGGUACCUGAGUUACCCGUCCCAGCCCUAGUAUGUAUGUGUCUGGUUGAGAUCCUUGACAAUGGUAUAUAUGUGUCCUGUUGAGAUCCUUGAUAAUGGUAUAUAUGUGUCUGAUUCAGAUCCGUGACUAUGGUAUAUAUGUGUCUGGUUCAGAUCCUUGAUUAUGGUAUAUAUGUGUCUGGUUCAGAUCCUUGACUAUGGUAUAUAUGUGUCUGGUUCAGAUCCUUGACUAUGGUAUAUAUGUGUCCGGUUCAGAUCCUUGACUAUGGUAUAUAUGUGUCUGGUUCAGAUCCUUGACUAUGGUAUAUAUGUGUCUGGUUCAGAUCCUUGACUAUGGUAUAUAUGUGUCCGGUUCAGAUCCUUGACUAUGGUAUAUAUGUGUCUGGUUCAGAUCCUUGACUAUGGUAUAUAUGUGUCUGGUUCAGAUCCUUGUCUAUGGUAAUUAACUGCAGAUAUUACUGACAUAUAUCCAGCAGAUAUCCAGGAUGUUUGUUGACACUCAUGGAGAUAAUUGUAGGUUUGUCUGAGAUCAUUGUCAAAGAGAAUGGUGUUCAACUGAGAAACUUGUCAGUGUUUUACCAAAAGACUAAAUGAGAAUCAUGAACUGGAUGUUGAACACGACUCUAUUGUAUGGAUAACAACUUCUUUAUUUUUUGUGACAAUGUUAAAGGGGUACUUUUUGUCUAUUCAUCAUGUGAAUGUUGUACAGCUGUGUUUGACCAGAUUGACUGUAUGCUAGAUAUAUGUGAACUUGAAGAGUGGACAUUUGACUGUCAUCUUACUAUCAAGAGGACAUUUUGUUUGAUAAGAACAGACUGGAAAGCUAAAAUCAAGAAACAUUUCUGUCAUGAGCAUGAUUUCAUUAACAUUUUUCAGAGUCAAACUUGGAGUGUGUGUGUUUUCCCGAGAUGUUCUUUAAUGAACAUCAUUUUAUUUAUUGGUAAAUAUUUGGCUUCAUUCUCAACCAAUUUUUGCAAGCAGUCCAAGAGAUAAUUUCCCAAUGUCUAUCAGUGUAAGACUAUGUUAUAUGGUUUUUUGAGGUGAAACCAACACACGGAGCUGUAACAAUGUACAAUGUUAUUAGUAGUUCCUGUUGGUCUAACUGAAUAGUCAUGGUUAUAUUUGGCUUGACCUCCUGUUGACCAGCAGUGUGCAAUGGCCAGGUGUAGGCAAUGUCAGCUGAGAUUAUAUACAUAUACAUAUGCUUGUUGGCUCCGGUAUCAGCACAUGUACACUGCUCUCCAAGCAUGCUUGACACAGGCACGGGCAGUUGUCCUCUAGGUGCCUAUGUGCAGGUUGCCUCUUCGGUGGCCAGAAACCUGGGAUGAUGUUUUUUUAUCGAUGCUCAUGAUAUCAAUCACUAGAUUGUCUUGUCCAAGCUUGAUUUUUUACAGACCGCCAUCAUAUAUCUGGAAUAUUGCUAAGUGGGGAGUUAAGCAACAAAGAAACAAACAAAUCAUGGGUUUGAAUACAUAAUAUCGUCCUGACUAUAAUCAUUGCUUUGUCAGUAUGGUACCCGAGCUCAUGGGUUUCACCGAAGUGGUAAAGUGGUAAAGUGCUUGUACAGACAAGGAUUGAUGAGAGGAACAAUUCAAGAAUUAACGAAUUCACUUUUCAUGUGUACUAAAAUCAGAUGGUUUAAAAGAUUCUUCGAGCCUCAAGGAGUAAUCAAGCUACUAUGUAUCAGUAUUCAACAGUACCGGGUAAUGUUGCCAUGUUUUUUGUAUUUGAAGUUUUUUCCCAGCAAAUAAUCAAAAGUGGCAACAUGAAUUAGAAUGUUACCUUUCAUUGCCAUGCAUCUUAAAAGUAUAAGUAACAUCUACAGCAUCCGAGUUCAUUUAUUAUCUUGUGUAGAAUUUCUUUGACAGGCAUUUAGAUGUUGGAGUGAGGAUAAGAUAUAUUGAUGAAAAACUUGGUUAUUACAAUUAGGAGCUGUGGGUGUAGGUUCUAACAGCAUUAUCAAGCACUACCUUCACCGAAACUUGGCUCCUAAUUGUACAAGGAAGUUGAUUAUCUAUAUAUCUUAUCCUAACUUUGUGUGUAAUCAUUUGAAAGAUAUAUUGCAUUACCAUGAUUACAGUUUGGAAAUCUUGUGUCUUGUGCUUUUUCUAUUGUUUACAGAUACAAUCAUGUUGCAUGUCAAUCAUUUGUUUUAAAAAUGAACAUGUGGAGUUUAAUUGUAGUUUCAAUAUGGGAAAUUAGGAAAUAUGUAUACUGGAUGAAAGCUUCACUUAUUUAUGAGAACAGUGAACGAAAGACAGGAAGCUAAUGGGAUGAAAGUGAUGUUUUUUAUUAAGUUGUCAAUGAUCAAUAAUAUGUUAAAGAUGUCUAGUUUGAGAUUUUCAUCAGUUUCAGUAAAUUUUAUCGAGUUGAAAACCUGUUGACUGUUUACAGUGAAAUUGUCUGGAUUAACAAGUGUUCUGUUUAGCAAGUAGUAUCGUUUGUGUACACAUUCCUAACAGAUUCAUCCUGACUUACAUUGUUUCAAUGUUAUGUAUUUAUCCUACAUAUCUGUGAUUUAUGAUAUUAGUGUAUUAAAUAAAGAUGCAAUAUGACUAUUAAUAUGUGAUAUCACUAUGGAGACAAGGAAAUACAUCAUAUUUAUUUGUGUUUGGUCAUGUUUAUUUCUUCUGAUCAAAAAUCUAAUUAAAGACCAAGUAAAAUGUUGUACAAAUAUCAUGACAGUAGCUUAUUGCUUUUAGAUUUCCAGCUAUAAUAUAUUGUCGGCAUACCCUUCAAGUAUUUCAUGAAUGGUAGAAAUUAUUGCAGUUUGGUUCUUGAAAACUGGAUAAACUAGGUUAUUGUAGCGUAAUAUUACAUUUGACUGUCCAUGGCAUCACUAGCUUGAUACAGGACGGACCAUUUAAUAGUUAGGGGGAGGCCUGGGAUUAUGGUUUGAGACAGAAUAUAUUCAGUCAAGUGUUUCAGUACAUUAGGUAAUUCCUCUGAAAGGAGGACCCAAACUACUCUUGUUUUCAUCCACAACAAAAUAUUUCCUGGGUACCCAGCAGGGCCAGUGAAUGAUCUUAUUUACCACAUCCUUCAAGCAGUUUGGGGAGGAGAUUAUUUUUAUUUUUGUUAAAAAUAUAUAUGUCCAAACCAAAACCCUUCCCCACCCUGCAAAAAAUUGCAAAAGACCUGUCAGUAUCGCCUGUUCACCAGUGUGAAGUCUUUUUAAGAGUUAUGUUAUCCCUUUAUGUGUUGUUCAUCUAUGUCACUGUUUUUGUAUGGACUCGUCUGAAAUACAUCUGUUUCAAUGAGUAAGUUGUAAAGUCCAAUAGUAAUGAACAUUAUCAAUUGC
Haliotis rufescens (red abalone) is the source of this 5724-nucleotide messenger RNA. Its product is annotated as STE20-related kinase adapter protein alpha-like. Gene Ontology annotation, molecular function: protein serine/threonine kinase activator activity; protein kinase activity; ATP binding. The transcript is spliced from 13 exons. Gene Ontology annotation, biological process: protein phosphorylation. Bases 153 to 1406 code for a protein of 417 amino acids. The record is from RefSeq and is a predicted model, not a curated record. Lineage: Eukaryota; Metazoa; Mollusca; Gastropoda; Lepetellida; Haliotidae.